AUGUCGACAGACGCUGCUAACGCCCGCCCUCCGCGAAAGAGGGCCAAGCAUACGCGUUCUAAAUUGGGAUGUGGAGUUUGCCGUAUCCGUCGCGUUAGGUGUGAUCGUACUAGGCCGGCUUGUGAGCGCUGUACGAAGACUGGUCGGAAGUGCGACGGAUACACCGUUAAGGAAUCGACAAACGAAGCACCUCUGGCUCUGAGAGAGGCAUCAACGUCGCCGCCACUGUCUGCAUCAACUGGCUCCCUUGUUCUAUCUGCAGGCCCCCUUCUAUCGGAGCAGGGGUGUCGAGCCCUGGACUACUUUCGGAAUAAGACCGCCCCGGAACUUUGUGGAUUCUUUGAGAGCGAUCUAUGGAGUACCUUGAUUCUCCAAAUCAGCCGCCGUGAGCCGUGCGUCCGGCAAAUGGUCGUCGCUCUCAGUUCUCUCCACGAAAGCUUUCACACUGCUCACACCGAGUCAAGUUAUCCUUCAUCUACGUUGACGCUAAGGCAAAGGGCAAUCGGCGAAUAUGGUACCGGCAUCGGUCUUCUCAACAAACAUAUAACAACUCAGGGCUGGGCUAACCUGGAAAUCACCUUGCUCUGUUCUAUCCUUUGUGUCACGUUUGAGUGGUUGAGAGGUGACUAUUCUGCUGCUCAAACGCAUUUGAGAAGCAGCUUGCUCGUCAUGUCACAAUGGGCAGAAGGCAAACGACCUCUCGUUAAUGGGACAUCGGUAUCAUCUCCAGGCGGAUACAUGAUUCGAACCCAACUCGGACCACUGUGGACAAGCUUGGUUCUUCAGGCCCGGACCAUGAUACAAGAUUUGCCGUGUCACAUGCCGUUACCAGAAGAGGAAACCUCAGAGCCCUUUACAAGUCUCCAACAAGCCAGAAAGGCUCUUGAUAUUCUCCUGGCAUACGUCGUUCCGGAUUCAGUGUCCCGCAAGCUGGAACGUUCACUACGCUACUCUAAGUCCUUGAAUCUCGAGCGUCGUCUGGCAGAGUGGUUGCAAAACUUUGAUGCUUUUCUCUUGACUCAAGAUGUGGAGGAGCAAGAGAGUCCAAGGGUCACGAUCAUGAAGCUCUGGCAUCACACUGCGCACAUGAUAUUUAUUGCCAGCUUCUCUGAUGACGAGAUUUACUUUGACUCGUUUGUGGAGGACUUUACAAACAUCGUGAACAAGGCGGGGGAACUUCUAUCGUCAACGGCAACAACGCAGUUCUCUGUCGAUAUUGGAACUGUUCCGCUCUUGUACUACGUGGCACUCAAAUGUCGACAUCCACUCGUCCGUCGCCGCGCAGUCUCGAUAUUGACAGCGGCUCCAAGACGAGAGGCUGUUUGGGAUAGUAUAGGUGCUGCUCUUGUGGUUGAGGAGGUGAUUCGUGUGGAGGAGGAGGGGCUGGGGCAAGUUUAUACUCAGUUUGACAUUCCAAGUUCGUCUCGGGUGUGCAACAUGGAUAUUGUCACUGAUGUAGAACAUCGGAGAAUCUGGAUGAAGACUCUGAAGCAAGGUUCAUGUCAUUGGAGUGAGGAGAAGGCUUUGACAUGGUAA
Fusarium vanettenii 77-13-4 is the source of this 1536-nucleotide messenger RNA. RefSeq lists its product as uncharacterized. Gene Ontology annotation, molecular function: zinc ion binding; DNA-binding transcription factor activity, RNA polymerase II-specific. The transcript is spliced from 2 exons. The record is from RefSeq and is a predicted model, not a curated record. Lineage: Eukaryota; Fungi; Ascomycota; Sordariomycetes; Hypocreales; Nectriaceae. Gene Ontology annotation, biological process: regulation of DNA-templated transcription. The coding region runs from base 1 to 1536 and encodes 511 amino acids.